AUGCCUAAAUUCGUCAACACUCCUCUUUACGGGGGCGCCAUUACGUGCGAUCUUCCUGAACACUAUGCCGACGUCAGCAAGUUGCGCCAGGUGCCAGACAACCAGGAGGUCUGGAUCGACAAGGACGGCUUCACGAGCAUCAUUUUCGACAUUGUGGAGCGUGUGGGCGAGCCUGGCUCAAGCCCUCAAAUCGACGGGCGAGCCUUGACCACCCAUCUGGAAGAUCUGGUCGGCGAGGACACUGAAGGGCUCAAGGUCUGGAACACAGCUGAGACGGAAUUUUCACGUCUUGAGCCUAACAAGCACGGCCGCCUGCCCGCGUAUACUCUCAUAGCAACACAGCAACCACAGGCAGCCUCGCGCGACCGAGCCGCCGCUCCGGACUUCACGGCGAUUGUCAUGACACUUCUACGCCUUGAAGAAAAGGAGACAGAUAUUUUGAUGACAAUCAAUGUCCCGCACAUCAAAGGAGAGUACGACGAGGAUGAUGUCGACAUGGAGCUCGGAAAGCAGGGUAAACUGAUUGGGGAUGCUGUUGAAAUGUCGGCGCGUAUCUGGGAAUCUUUCAAGAUCAAGGACUGGGGGCUGUUUGGGCAGUAA
Emericellopsis cladophorae is the source of this 600-nucleotide messenger RNA. Its product is annotated as ran guanine nucleotide release factor-like protein. Gene Ontology annotation, cellular component: nucleus. The record is from RefSeq and is a predicted model, not a curated record. Lineage: Eukaryota; Fungi; Ascomycota; Sordariomycetes; Hypocreales; Bionectriaceae. The transcript is spliced from 3 exons. The coding region runs from base 1 to 600 and encodes 199 amino acids. Gene Ontology annotation, molecular function: small GTPase binding; guanyl-nucleotide exchange factor activity. Gene Ontology annotation, biological process: protein import into nucleus.